Messenger RNA from Xyrauchen texanus (razorback sucker), 1611 nucleotides. Its product is annotated as neuropilin and tolloid-like protein 2. Bases 1 to 1611 code for a protein of 536 amino acids. Gene Ontology annotation, molecular function: protein binding. NCBI's taxonomy places the organism in Eukaryota, Metazoa, Chordata, Actinopteri, Cypriniformes, Catostomidae. The record is from RefSeq and is a predicted model, not a curated record. The transcript is spliced from 10 exons.
AUGCAAGAGGUCUUGGUUCUGCUUGUCCUGAUAGAGGAGGGUUUCGCACUGGCACAGAAAACUCAAGCAUUGCCUCAGAAUGUGGCUGUUGGGGAUAAGAAACCGGCUCAUUGUGGAACUUUGAUCCAGACGGCUAAUGGAGGAUCAUUCAGUUCUCCAGAUUACCCCAACACCUACCCACCAAACAAGGAGUGUGUGUACAUACUGGAGGCCCACCCACGGAAGAGAAUCAAGCUUGACUUCGAUGACAACUACUACAUCGAGCCUUCCUUUGAGUGUCGGUUUGACAACAUUGAAAUUCGCGACGGGCCAUUUGUUUUCUCUCCGUUGAUUAAUCGUUUCUGUGGGGCACAGUGUCCAGGUGUGGUCACCUCCUCUGGACGGUUCAUGUGGAUCAGGUUUAUCAGUGAUGAGGAGUUGGAAGGACAGGGAUUCAGGGUGGAGUACUCAUUUACUGCAGACCCUGAUUUUCAUCUCCAUGUCGGAGGGCUUUUAAAUCCUAUUCCAGACUGUCAGUUUGAAAUGUCUGGAUCAGAUGGUAUAAUCAGAUCCAGUCAAGUUGAGGAGGAAAACAAAGUGAAAUCAGGGGAAGCAGUGGAUUGUAUAUGGACCAUACGAGCUCCACCAAUGUCAAAGAUCUAUCUACGCUUUCUGGACUAUCAGUUGGAGCACUCAAAUGAGUGUAAAAAAAACUUUGUCGCGAUCUACGAAGGCAGCAAUGCCAUUGAAGACCUGAAGGCCAAGUUCUGCAGCACUGUUGCCAAUGACAUCACGCUUGACAACGCUGUGGGCGUGGUUCGAAUGUGGGCCGACGAGACCAGCAGACUGAGUCGGUUCCGUAUUCUCUUCACAGUGUUUUCUGAACCUCCAUGUUCGGCCAAUGCAUUUUUCUGUCACAGCAACAUGUGUAUCAACAACACUCUGGUCUGUAAUGGCAUUCAGAACUGUGUGUACCCCUGGGACGAGAACAACUGCAAAGAAAAGAAGUCUAAAGGUUUUUUCCUGCAAAUGAGCAAAACCCAUGUCACUGUCAUUGGAGUGGCCUCUGGUGUGGUCUUUCUCCUCCUAAUCAUAUCUGUAUUUAUACAGAUGAAGCAGCCGAGAAAGAAGGUUUUGAAUCGUAAGGGUUUGUUCAGCAUGACAGAGAUGCAAGAGGUGCUGGAGCCGCCUCAGUACGAGCUGUUCUCCUUGCGUGAUGCCGAGCUGCCAGAGGAGCUGACGGAGGAGCUGGAGAGUCUGAAGAAUCUCCGGCGAUCUUCCAGCACAUCCCGCUGCAUCCACGAGCAUCACUGUGGCAUGCAGGGCAACGUCGCCUCCAGAGCGCAUCAUCUCUCACUGGCAUCUGAGGAGCUGAGCGGGGCUAGAGGCUGGGGCAGUUUACAUGGACGCAGGAGCAGCUCACGCGCUACCUCUUUCACGCACGGUCCGCAUAUGCAUGCUUACAGCGCACAGAGCUUACAUGAGGCGCUAGAGGAUGGGGAGGUGAGUUUGGAGAGCCGAAUGAUGGAGGAGAUUGGGUACAAUGAUAGUUACGCCCGUGGAGGUCGUGCCAUUAUGGUGCGUAACCAUUCAAACCUUGUUCAGCAGCGUUCCCUCUCCAUGGACUUAUGA